AUGAAGCUUAUAUGUUCUCUGUUGUACUCAGAAGAAAAAGCUGUCCUUUCCUUCUGUGUUGGCUGUGGGCUUCAGAUCCACGAUCGCUUCGUGCUGAGAGUGUUUCCCGACCUGCGCUGGCAUGUAGCGUGCCUUAAGUGUGCGGAGUGUCAGCAAAACCUAAACGAGACACACACCUGCUUCAUUAAAGAUGGAAAGACCCUGUGUAAAGAAGAUUAUAUCAGAUUAUACGCCACCAAAUGUGCAAACUGUCAAAAGUCCUUCAGCAGUCACGAUUACGUCAUGCGUGCAGGAGUUAACGUCUAUCACGUGCAGUGUUUUCUCUGUGAGCACUGCGAUCGGCUGCUGCAGCCCGGAGACGAGUUUACCAUCCGCGACGGCUUCUUGCACUGCACUGCUCAUGAAAACUCCAGUCACGGAUUAAUGACACUUACACGUGACACAGUACAUGUGACUGACCCGAACACGUGUGAUGGAGUUGCAGACACUUCGUGGUCGGGUGGAAAAGGGGAAUCUGGAUGGCUGGCACCCAUCAAGCCUGAGAAGACUGUACGUGUGAGGACGGCACUCAGCAAGUCUCAGCUACAAGUGCUGCUCACAUGCUACAGUGUGAACCCGCGACCGGACGCUAGCCUGAAAGAACGGCUGAUGGAGAUGACGGGGUUGAGCUCACGGGUCAUUCGCAUCUGGUUCCAGAACAAGCGAUGCAAAGACAAGAAGAAGAGCAUGCUGGAGAGAGAGACAAAGAACAAGACCGGAGAACAGAUCAAUGCGACGGACGUGUCGUCUGUCACUCCUGAGAAACUGGACAUAGACACAAUCAUGCACCCACUGGACCUGCAGACUCUCCAGCAAUCUUGGAAACUCCUGACGAGUCUUUUGAAUUCAGACAUCGAGACGCUUUACCAGGAAGCGGCGAAUCUCGAUUAGUUACA
This is a messenger RNA of Tachysurus vachellii, 935 nucleotides long. RefSeq names its product insulin gene enhancer protein ISL-1-like. Gene Ontology annotation, molecular function: DNA-binding transcription factor activity, RNA polymerase II-specific; cis-regulatory region sequence-specific DNA binding. Gene Ontology annotation, cellular component: nucleus. The transcript is spliced from 4 exons. The record is from RefSeq and is a predicted model, not a curated record. NCBI's taxonomy places the organism in Eukaryota, Metazoa, Chordata, Actinopteri, Siluriformes, Bagridae. Bases 1 to 930 code for a protein of 309 amino acids. Gene Ontology annotation, biological process: positive regulation of transcription by RNA polymerase II; axonogenesis; neuron fate specification.